This is a messenger RNA of Arctia plantaginis, 774 nucleotides long. NCBI's taxonomy places the organism in Eukaryota, Metazoa, Arthropoda, Insecta, Lepidoptera, Erebidae. The record is from the annotation of a GenBank genome assembly.
AUGGAAGACGAAGGACUAGAAUACAACGUGGUUUCUAAACUUUCUACUGACCUUCCUGAGGACACACUUCUUGCAUUUGAUAAUUUCUUUACGAGCUGCAAUUUGCUGGAACAUUUGUAUGAAAGAAAAAUCUUUUCUGUAGGCACGGUAAGAACAAAUAGAAAAGAUCUUCCAGAUAUAUUGAAGAAAUCUCAGCCUAAGCAUCUAAAACUGGAAAAGAAUCAAUUUGCAGCUAUAACUGCAAAACCUAUCACAGCCAUUAAGUGGCUUGAUACCCGAGAUGUUACUGUUCUCACUACAGCUCACCAUCCAACUGACACAAUAUUUGUUAAAAGAACUCAAAAAGAUGGGACAAGGAAAGAAGUUCUCUGCCCCAAAGCUAUUGCAAGCUACACGCUUGUCAUGGGAGGUGUAGAUCACUUCGAUCACUUUCGAUCUUCAUAUCCCAUCAAUCGUAAGUGUAGAAAAAUUUGGAUGAGACUCUUCUUUUUCAUGUUCGAUGCGUCAAUAAUAAACUGUUACAUUACCUACAACACUGUCCACGUUGUAAAUACGCAUUCGCAUAGACAAUUUAGAUUACGAUUGGCUCGUGAGAUGAUUUCCCACUAUUCAAGCAAAAAAAUGGGCAAGUUGUUUACAAGAACAAAAAAGGGUCAAACUUCGGCGUGCCUGAUGAGAUCCGCCUCCUCAACGUUGGAAUCCAUCUCCCUGAGGAAGGCUAUAAAAGGUGUCGUUUCUGUAGCACCAAGAAGGAGGAAAAGAGAACUAAAAUAA